GUGAACACACCUCAAAAAGCUAACAAGGAACGAGCAUACAUGCAUGAUGCAUCCAAAUAUCAUAUACAAAUUAAGCACCUCUGAGACUUGCAAAGACUAGCCAAAGAACUACAUUGAACCAAAAUGGAUAAAAGAAAAACUUCUCCAUAUUUUCUUGAUACUCAUCUUAUUGAUAUCCAUGAAGUCUUACCAGAAGAAGAGGAACAAGAAGAGGGAAUUACUGAAGAGGAAAACGGAAAGGCAGAGAAGAGACUUAACAAACCCAUUAAAGUUAGAGAGAUGAAGGGUAGUAGUCAAAGGCGUUCGAUCAAUAGGCAGGUUUCUCUAGAGACUGGUUUUUCGGUGCUUCGAAAAGAGUCCAACAGGGCUAAAGAUGAGAACAUUGGUGUUAAUCUUCCCAGAAGUGGAAGAAGUUUCGGAGGUUUUGAUUCCAUUAACAGGUUUGGCAUGGAAGGAAGGAAAGGAGACUUCAGCAUCUUCGAGACCAAAUCAUCAAACCCCAGUAGGCAAAACUCUUGGUUGCCAUCAAAAAAGGAAAGAUCAGAGAUGGAGUCUCAGAAGACUGAUGGAGCAGGACUUGAUGAGUCUGUUGAUACAAGUGUUCCUGCUGGCAGAUACUUUGCUGCACUUAGAGGGCCUGAACUUGACCAAGUCAAGGAUGAUGAAGAUAUUCUCCUCCCAAAAGAUGAGCAAUGGCCCUUUCUCCUCAGAUUUCCAAUUGGAUGCUUUGGUAUUUGUCUUGGCCUUAGCAGCCAAGCAGUCUUAUGGCGUGCUCUUGCGACAAGCCCAGCCACUGAGUUUCUCCACAUCCCACUCUUCAUAAACCUUGUCCUCUGGCUUUUAGCAUUAGCAGUCCUAUUUUGUGUCUCCUUCACCUAUAUUCUCAAAACUCUCUUCUACUUUGAAGCAGUCAAAAGAGAGUACUUCCACCCUGUGAGAGUCAACUUCUUCUUUGCUCCUUGGGUUGUAUGCAUGUUCUUAGCCCUUGGUGCACCACCAACUUUGUUCCCUAAUAAACUCCAACCUGCAAUUUGGUGCACCUUCAUGUUACCCUACUUUCUUCUGGAACUCAAGAUCUAUGGACAGUGGCUUUCGGGUGGGAAGAGGCGUCUUUGUAAGGUGGCCAAUCCAUCUUCGCAUCUCUCAGUGGUUGGAAACUUUGUUGGGGCAAUUUUGGCUGCCAAGGUUGGGUGGAAGGAGCCUGCCAAGUUCUUGUGGGCAGUAGGCUUUGCACAUUACUUUGUGGUCUUUGUUACUUUGUAUCAGAGAUUGCCAACAAGUGAAGCGUUGCCGAGGGAGCUCCAUCCGGUGUAUUCCAUGUUCAUUGCUGCCCCAUCAGCCGCAAGUAUGGCUUGGCAGAACAUUUAUGGUGAUUUCAAUGAGGUGUCGAGGACCUGCUACUUCAUCGCACUGUUUCUCUAUAUUUCACUGGUCGUGAGGAUCAAAUUCUUCACAGGGUUUAGAUUUUCGGUGGCUUGGUGGGCAUACACCUUUCCAAUGACAACAUUCUCAGUUGCCACCAUUAAGUAUGCAGAAGAAGUACCGUCAGUUCUAACCAAGGGCCUCGCAGUUACUCUUUCUUUCAUGUCAUCAACAACGGUGUCUGUACUGUUUGUGUCCACUCUUCUUCAUGCCUUUGUUUGGCACACAUUGUUUCCUAAUGAUCUUGCCAUAGCCAUAACAAAGAGAAGACUUGGCAAGUUCAAAAAGGCCUAUGAUAUAAAGCGCUGGACAAAGCAGGCUCUAACCAAGAACAAUAUAGCAGCAAAGGUUUCUGAUGGAGGGAAAGAAGACAGAUUAUAUCCAUAGAAGCAGGCUAGGGACCAAUACAAAUGAUCUUAUUACUCAGCUUAUACCCAAAGAUGCUAUGAUCUUAUUACUUAGGGACCAAUAGAAAUGAAUCUUGUACUUUAAUUAGUAAAGAUAUAAGCUAGAGAGACUGAGCCACAGCAACCUGGUCCUUGUCAGAUUAAAUUUUGCAAGGCCAUAUCAGUACUUUAAAUGGCAAUUACAUAUAAGAAAAUGCUGUAAGGGUUUGUUCACAACAUUUACCUUACAGUAAAGAUAUAAGCUAGAGAGACUGAGCCACAGCAACCUGGUCCUUGUCAGAUUAAAUUUUGCAAGGCCAUAUCAGUACUUUAAAUGGCAAUUACAUAUAAGAAAAUGCUGUAAGGGUUUGUUCACAACAUUUACCUAUUGAGCACAUAACUGCAUUGUGUAUAUUUCCCCUUGACUAAUCACAAUUACCUGUGUUGAAUACUAUCAAAAAGAUAGAAGAUGUAAGAGAUGGCCUUAACAGCUAGCUGUACAACACCGGCCUUUAGAGAUGUUUAUUGGAUUACUAAAAUCUACAAAUUGGUGAAAUGAAAAAGCUGGUUUGGCAUGUCUGGAACUGUUAACAUGGCUUCCAUCUUCACCAAAAGGGUUUCAUAGUCUUUUGAAGCAUUAUUCCGCAA
Messenger RNA from Rosa rugosa (rugosa rose), 2456 nucleotides. Its product is annotated as guard cell S-type anion channel SLAC1. The coding region runs from base 124 to 1809 and encodes 561 amino acids. NCBI's taxonomy places the organism in Eukaryota, Viridiplantae, Streptophyta, Magnoliopsida, Rosales, Rosaceae. Gene Ontology annotation, molecular function: voltage-gated monoatomic anion channel activity. Gene Ontology annotation, biological process: stomatal closure; intracellular monoatomic ion homeostasis; transmembrane transport. Gene Ontology annotation, cellular component: membrane. The transcript has 3 exons. The record is from RefSeq and is a predicted model, not a curated record.